Messenger RNA from Aspergillus heteromorphus CBS 117.55, 1001 nucleotides. RefSeq lists its product as uncharacterized. The transcript has a single exon. The coding region runs from base 288 to 848 and encodes 186 amino acids. The record is from RefSeq and is a predicted model, not a curated record. NCBI's taxonomy places the organism in Eukaryota, Fungi, Ascomycota, Eurotiomycetes, Eurotiales, Aspergillaceae.
UUUUUUUUUGCCACCUCAUCGGCUUAGGGCCCUAGGGAGGGACGGAGGAGGGGGGAAAAAGGCGCGUUAGCGAGUCGAGUCGAGUCGAGCGAGUUGUUGUGGUUGCGUGCAAGUCAUCCCUACCCAGACCAGGUCGGGUCAGGUCAGGCAUCCGUCCGUCCUCUUUUCCCCCUCUUCCCCGUCCAGUUCUUUCUUCUCUCCCGAGCCUAACCAAUUCUAUCGUCACGCGACGAGAACGGCCUGGCAGGAGUAAUAACUGUAGACAGACACUGGUAGGUAACUGGUUGAUGGGACAACCGCGUCCCCUCGUACAGCGUGUGCGUGUCACACACACACCCCGACGCUGGGUUACUAUCACACGAUGUUCCCACGCGCAGGGUCAGAUGCGUGACCUCGAACCGACCCGAACCGAGCGAGGGGGGGGGUCCAAAGGGGAAAAGAAGGGAGCAGAGAGGGCGGACUUGCGCCCAGAUCUCCAUCAACCAGGUUCGACGGCGCCUGCAUCCGAGGAUCCUGCCGUCGGACAGACAGGGCAAGCUGAGCAGGGCUGCUGCUAUCUAUCUGUCGUUUGUUUGUCUGUCCUGCCCUUCUCGUUGCGCCACGUCAUUUUCUGGAAGGAGGAUCUGUACCCGAGCGGUUCUUUCUUUCUUUCUUUCUCUCUGCCCUUCUUUUCACCACGGACAGCCAAGCCACCGAACCGCCGCCCAAUGCAAUGCAGUGUGCCAUCCCCGUUGACGGACCACCCGAGGCCCCGAGGCCCUCAGGCCCUCCAAGCCCCAAAGUGGCCGAGGAUGCCCAGAUCCUCCUCGCAAAGGCUGUGCGCUCAUAGGCCAGGCGCGCUCACGUGACCGGGGGCGUAUGCGGGCGGAUCGAUGAUCCCAGUUAGCAUGGCCUGCUUCCCGUCUUGCUCUCCCCGGGCGGCGCGGUAACUAGCGGUCGUCUAAGAGCAAGGUCAGGUUAGUACUGUAGCACUUGUACUGGACAUAGGCCGAGUAGGUAAG